This is a messenger RNA of Oncorhynchus tshawytscha (Chinook salmon), 2978 nucleotides long. Its product is annotated as intestinal mucin-like protein. Gene Ontology annotation, cellular component: extracellular matrix. The coding region runs from base 397 to 2790 and encodes 797 amino acids. The record is from RefSeq and is a predicted model, not a curated record. Gene Ontology annotation, molecular function: protein binding. The transcript is spliced from 16 exons. NCBI's taxonomy places the organism in Eukaryota, Metazoa, Chordata, Actinopteri, Salmoniformes, Salmonidae.
ACUACUACCCCAACAUCAAAACCUACCACUACCCCAACAACCCCUACUACAACUACUUCAACAACUAAACCUACCACUACACCAGCAACAACUCCCACCACUACCCCAACAUCAAAACCUACCACUACCCCAACAACUACUAUAUAUUCUUCAACAUCAAGACCUACCACUACCCCAACAAGUACUACAACUACUUCAACAACUACAUCUACUACUACCCCAAAAACUACUUCUACUACUACCCCAACAGCUACUACAACUCCACCAACAACAACCACUACCCCAGCAUCUACCACAACAACAGGCUUCAUUGUAGUCACAAAUCCACCAUAUACAUUGCAGUCAGCCGCACCUCAAGUGCAAAAUACAACUUUGACCAUACAGACAGAAAAAACUAUGACAUCAAACCCUACCACAACCCCUAUCACUUCCCCAACAACAACCCCUACCACUACCCCCAAAACAACCCAUAUCACUAGCCCAACACCCCCUACCACUAGCCCAACCACAAAUCCUACCACAUUAUGUUUUUGCACAUAUAAAAAUCUACAUUUCCCUGCUGGUUCCUUGAUAUAUAAUGAGACUGAUGGGGCAGGCUGGUGUUUCACCUCUUACUGUAACUCAAGUUGUGUUGUUGAGAAACAAGCCAGACCAUGUCCCUCUACGACCCCAACUACAGUCAGCACUGUCUCAGCUACAGUCAGCACUGUCUCAGCUACAGUCAGCACUGUCUCAGCUACAGUCAGCACUGUCUCAACUACAACAGAAGCUACACAUACUACAUCAUCUAGAUUGUCCUCGACUACACCUUACACGGGCUGUGAAUAUGUCUUUCCACCAAGAAAGGAUGGUGAGACUUGGAAGACAGACAACUGCACUACUCAGACUUGCCACAGAGGUGUAAUUACCACAACGCCUGUGGACUGUAAGUCUGUAGAAAAGCCUGUGUGUGAAAAUGGAUACCCACCAGUGAAAGUCUAUGACGAAUCAGGUUGCUGCUAUCACUACGAAUGUGAAUGUAUAUGCUAUGGAUGGGGAGACCCUCAUUACAUCACAUUUGAUGGCCAAUAUUACAGUUUCCAGGAAAACUGCACCUACGUUUUGAUUAAAGAAAUAGUUCCUCGACAGAACUUCAGUGUCAUCAUCGACAACUAUAACUGUGAUCCGUCUGGACAUGCGACCUGCCCUCAGUCUCUGAUUGUCAAUUACAAGUCUUACAAAAUCGUUCUUACUCCGAAGAGAUUAAAUGUGACAACAAAUAUGGUUUACAUCAAUGGAAAUCAGAUCUUCCCGACCUUUUCUAAUGAAGACCUCAUGAUCACCAGCACUGGGGUGGAGUUACUGUUGAAGAUCCCUGCCAUUAAAGCAACAGUGAUGUUUAAGUCCCUUAUGUUCAGUGUAACCCUGCCAAACUCCCUAUUCCACAACAACACAGAGGGGCAGUGUGGUACCUGUGACAAUAUCAGGAAAAACGAUUGCAGAUUACCAAAUGGACAGAUUGACCCAUCAUGUCCUGGGAUGGCUCAUGAAUGGAAGAUUCCUGAUGUUAAAAAACCCUACUGUGAACAGCAACCCUCUACCCCACCUACCCCACCUACCCCCCCUACCCCACCUACCCUAACUACCCCCACGCCUCCAAUCUGCCCGUCAGGAAAGACAUCAAUCUGUGACAUCAUACUUAGCCCGGUCUUUAAGCAAUGCCAUGAUGUUAUCCCACGUCAACCCUUCUUCGAGGCCUGUAAGUUUGAUGUCUGCCACAUGCCAAAUAUCUCAAUUGGCUGCUCCAGCCUGGAAGCCUACGCCGUGAGGUGUGCAGCAGCUGGAGUCUGUAUCGACUGGAGGAAAUCAACUAAUGGAACAUGUGAACUGACAUGCCCUAAGACCAAAGUGUAUAAGGCAUGUGGCUCUACUAUCCAGCGAACAUGCAAUUCAAGAUACAAUGACAAAUAUGUGCAUUCAUGUCAGGGAGCACAAAUGACCCGUGACUUUGUAUGUGACUCAUUCAUGGAGGGCUGUUUCUGCCCUGAGGGUACCAUCUUGUUCAACACAUUCUCUGACACCUGUGUUCGUGACUGUGGAUGCACAGGACCUGAUGGAAAACCCAAACAGUUUGGUGAGACUUGGUACAGUAACUGCCAGAAGUGCACGUGUAAUGCUGACACACUGAGUGUCCAGUGUGAACCAGUGAAAUGUCCGCCCCAAGAAAUUGUUACCUGUAAGAAGUACGGGGAGGUGUUGGUCAACGAGACGGUGGACUGCUGUCAGAUAAAUACAUGUGUGCCCAAACCUGUUUGUGUCCACAACAAUACUGAAUACACGCUUGGGGAGUUUUGGUCGCCCCCUAGUGACCGCUGUGUGAAGUAUGAAUGCACAAAGACAAACAAUCAGUUCAUCGUUGUGGAAUCCAAAUUUGAAUGCCCAGUGUUCCGUCCAGAGGACUGUGUCCCUGGAACUGAGAAAACUGAUGCAAAUGGAUGUUGCACAACCUGCACUUUAAUCAGUCACUGUGAUGUGAAGAACACCACCACCUACCUUGAGGUGAAUAACUGCAGGUCCUCUGUGCCGGUGGAAAUCUCAGCCUGCGGGGGAUCCUGUGGAACAUCUUCUAUGUACUCUGCAGAGAAAAACACCCUGAUGCACUCCUGCUCCUGCUGUCAAGAGAUGUCUACCAGUGAGAGGAAGGUGGAGAUGGUCUGCCCUGAUGGGAAGAAGAUCAUGCAGUCCUACAUUUACAUUGAUAAGUGUGGCUGCCAUGACUCUGAGUGUGACAAGAAGAACCACUUAGAUUAGGCCUUGAAGAAUGAAGUCUUUUGAAGUGUUCUUAUUUACCUGCAUGGAAUAUUCAAUAGUUUUAUCUAAAGGGAACCAAUAGGGUCUGUCUCAUUAUCAUAUAGGCUACUUUCAUGAACUGUAUGUUCUUUCUCUCUCCACUAUCAUAGACAUUAUGCAAACCUAUUAAACUGAUGAAGAAGCAUGAA